GUCAGUAUCGAUACACCACUUUAUAGUCAGCAAGCAGCAAGAACACAGCACAACAGAGUCUGUGUAAUAACAUUAAUCUUCCUUUUUCUUUUCUUUUUUCCUUAAAAGUAGACCUUGCUUUGAUUCUUCCUCUGUACUCUAAAGAAAAAACCCAUCUUUUUAUAAACUUCUCUAUGUGCUGAGAAAGAAACCAAAAACCACAAGAAAAGAAAGGAAGGAAACUGUGCCAAAGGCAAAAAUGGGUCGUCUUCUUUACAUUUUCUUCUUCAUUGCCUUUCUCGGUUUUGCAGGAGCUGGUCAAGAAUCAACACCCAUUGAAGCUCUAAACCUGCAUCACAAAGUCCUUCAACUUCCUCAAACUACUGAUCUUGAUCUAGCUGUUUCAGUGAGCGACAACAAAACCAUUACUGAGAUUUCUUCUAGUAUCAUAAAGGCUGAGACUUGGCUUAAAACUCAUGUCCUCUCUCGUUACCCUACCAUCAAAAUCACCACCAUUGUUGUCUUUUUCCCUGAUUCUUCUUGCCACCAAACCACACAGCACAACCCCACCUUUGAUCUAGUUCUUACUUCUUUGAAAAACAUUUACCAUUCUCUCAAAAGAUGGGGUCUUGAGAAGAACAUCAAAGUCUCCUCUGGCUUCUCUUACCAAUGCUUAAAAAACCCAAAAAGCUCAGAAAUGUUCAACUCUGUUCUCAUCUUCCUCAAAACCAUAAACUCAACUUUCACCAUAAACCCACCUCUAAAUUUCCUAUCUUCACCUGAUAAUCAUCUAGAUUUGCUUCAUUCCGUUGAAAAGUUGGGAUCUUUGAGCUUCAACAAGGUCAAUUUCUUAAACCCUGAGCCAGAAGAAGCAACUACAAGGAGAAAUCUAAGAUCUUUAAUCAACAUUAGCAGCAAAUUCACAAUCUCAUUCCCAACACUACCCUCUCCAUCACCAGAGAACUCACCAAUUCACUCCUCCAUCGGAUCUUCAUCUCCACCAACAGUAUCCUACUUCCCUGAAGAACCUCCACAAUACCCGCCGGAGCAAUCUCCGAUUUCAUCUCCUCCUCUACCGAACCAAGGGAAUCAAGGGAUCUCUCUUCCGCCGCCGUGUCUUCCAACUCAUCCGGCGCCGUCGCCGUCUCCGGUGAAGAAGAAAGACGUGGAAGGACUAUGGUGCGUGGCGAAACCGAGCGUAGCGGCAGAGACAUUGCAACAAUCUUUGGACUUUGCUUGUGGACAAGGAGGAGCUAAUUGCGAUGAGAUUAAACCUCACGGGAUAUGUUAUUAUCCAGACACAGUUAUGGCUCAUGCCUCUUACGCUUUCAACAGUUACUGGCAAAAGACUAAACGAAACGGAGGCACUUGCUCUUUUGGUGGAACCGCCAUGCUUAUCACUACUGACCCAAGUUAUCAGCAUUGCCGGUUUGUUCUGAGUUGAGAUUUGUCAGCCAUGGACGAUCUACCUCGGAGAAGAAGACGAUUAAGGAAGAAUAAUUCUAAUUUCUAGUUAUGGAUCUCUAGUUUUGUUAAUUUAAUCAUCGUUACAAAACUAUGUUUUUAUCAUUUAGGGUUCAAGUUAACUAUUGUUACUUUUUAAGCCGUUUAAUUCGGCCCAGUUGUUGCUGUUAAUGGGCUUUGUUAUACGA
Camelina sativa (false flax) is the source of this 1631-nucleotide messenger RNA. RefSeq names its product glucan endo-1,3-beta-glucosidase 12-like. Gene Ontology annotation, biological process: carbohydrate metabolic process. The record is from RefSeq and is a predicted model, not a curated record. Lineage: Eukaryota; Viridiplantae; Streptophyta; Magnoliopsida; Brassicales; Brassicaceae. Gene Ontology annotation, molecular function: hydrolase activity, hydrolyzing O-glycosyl compounds.